UUUUAUUUUAAAUUUCAUUGCCCAUUUAAAUUUCUUGUUGGUCAUUCUAUAGUUGUUUUAAUGCAUUCCUUUAGAUUAUUGAAGCUACAUUACUACUCCAUACAAAUAUAUGCUUCAUGGCUAGUAAUAAGAGUGAUUACUUGCACACCAAUUUGAAUGUGCCUUCGGAUAUAAGGAGAAAGAAAAUUAGCGGGCAACAAAAGAGAGAAGCACUAGAAAGAGAGGUUUCUGUUCUUGAGAAAAUGUUGAAACAAGAAGAGAAGGUGCAUGAAAUUUUGGGGGUUUUACAAAAAAAGAAUGAUGCAUCUGCCUUCUCUAUCCCUAAUUUCCUUCCUCCUAAGGCAAAAGAGCUCUUAGCAGAACUAGCAAUGGUGGAGAGUGAAAUAAUCCGAUUAGAAUCACAAAUAAGCCAUCUCAAACAAGGUUUAAAACGUGAACAAGAAUUGACAAAGGACACAAAAUCAAAACAAAACCAACUUAAAAAUAGUGCAAAUUAUGUUCAAACUCAAUUAUGGAGUAACGCACCAUUAACAAUGCCAAGCCCUUUACAUAGAAGUGGUCAAGAAAAAAUGGGAUUUGAGUCUAAGGCAUUGCAUUUCAUAAGCAAAGCAAUUAAAGGUGACUAUAAUAAUAAUGGUAAUGGAAAUGACUUCACUUUGGACCAAAUUGGAAGCUCAAGAAUUGAAUUUUCUGAUCAGAAACAAAAUCAAUUUCAAGAAGUUAGUAAUUUUCAAGAUAGAGUUCCAAGAAAAAGUGGAUUGCUUAAGUCUCCUUCGCCUAUGAGAGAUCCUAGGCAUCCAUCUCCCAAGCCAAAAGAGCGACACGUGGAAUUCGCGAUAGACCCCUUACCAAAAUCACUAUCGAACGCAAUUCUAUCAGAAGAAACUAAUAUCCAACAACUCCAACCCAACAAGUUAUCAGAAAACAUCAUCAAAUGUUUGAAUUUCAUAUACAUAAGGUUACUAAGAACAUCAAGAGCAAUGGAAUUAGAAAAAUCAGGUCCAAUUUCUAGGUCAUUACAAGCUUCAUUAAGUUUCAGAACAGACACAAGUUCAAACUCCAAAACCAACCUAAUUAUGCUACAAAAGGAAUCAAGACAGCAAGACCCAUAUGGCAUUUUCAAUUCUGAAGAAUCUAUUACAAGAGACAUCGGUCCGUAUAAGAACUUGGUUAUUUUUACAUCAAGCUCCAUGGAUCCUAAAUGUAUUUCAAGUUCCAGCUCUAUUCCCUUGUUGAAAAGAUUAAGGGUGUUGAUGAACAAUUUGGAGAGUGUGGACUUGAGAUUCUUGACUUACCAUCAGAAACUAGCUUUUUGGAUCAACAUGUACAAUGCUUGUAUCAUGCAUGGCUUUAUCCAAUAUGGAGUGCCUUCUACUCCAGAAAAAUUAUUCACUUUGAUGAACAAGGCAACUCUGAACAUUGGUGGCAACACAAUAAAUGCUCAGGCAAUAGAGCAAUAUAUUUUGAGGAAACCAAAUUCUUCUAACAAGAGUGAAAAGGAUGAGAAAGAAGGUAUAGUUCGGAAGCUUUAUGGACUUGAAUCUAUGGAUCCUAAUGUCACAUUUGCUCUUUGUUGCGGAACACGUUCUUCUCCUGCUGUGAGAGUAUACACAGGUGAUAAUGUUACGGGCGAGUUAGAGAAAUCUAAGCUAGAGUACUUACAAGCAUCAAUUAUAGUGACGACCACUAAAAGAAUUGCAUUUCCUCAACUUUUACUCAAAAAUACGUUUGAUUUUGCAUUGGACACUAACUCCUUAGUGGAAUGGGUUUGUCACCAAUUGCCUACUUCUGGCUCUUUAAGAAAGUCAAUUGUCGACUGCUUUAGGACCCAAAAUAGUGGCAAAAUCGCUACUAUUUCUGUGGAUAAAUUACCAUAUGACUUUGAGUUUCAGUAUCUUUUGGCAAUUUAGUCCCAUUUUUUUUAAUAUUGUAAUUGAUGCUUUUACAAAAUUUAUUACAAUGUAUAUAGAAACUUGGAGAGCGAGAAUAAAGAAUAUACAUAGUGUGAGUUUGUAUUGGAAUGAAAGUAUUCAUUAUUAUAUUGUCUAACAAAAUCUUCCUAAUUCA
Molecule: messenger RNA, 2067 nt
Organism: Mercurialis annua (annual mercury)
Lineage: Eukaryota; Viridiplantae; Streptophyta; Magnoliopsida; Malpighiales; Euphorbiaceae
Exons: 10
Coding region: 117-1910 (597 amino acids)
Source: RefSeq, a predicted model, not a curated record